GCUCAGAAUUAUUAACACCUAGCAGUUGCUAUCGACGAGGCCCGCAACUGGCUCGCGCGCGCGCGCAGAGGGACACCGGCGAGAACCAGAAAGGGGGCCCUACCCCGCCGAUAAACAGCUAGCGGGUUCUGGCAUGACCGCCGUCCCAACCCUUCACCGCAGCUCUGGAGUGAAGAGAGGGAAAGAAAGCAGGAGAAUAUUGGUGUUGCUUGCCUUGUCUGCAAGCUUGGAGAGAAGCUUCAAGUAGUUCAAGGGAGAUCCAAAGCGCUCGUCUUUCUUCUCUUUGCUCUUGAGAGAUAGAGUAGGUUUGAGGAUGUUAUAUUUAGUUUGAUUAAUAAUGAGGUCUGGAAUAAAUAGGGAGUUAAAAAUGGGAGUAGGGGUUGAUUUGUUCUUGUAUGAGUUACUUUAAGGAUGGGAACCCCAAACAGGGCUUAGCACACCUUUUCCUUUUUCUAGUAAGAAGCAAAGAUGGGGCUUCUUCUGGAUUCAGCAUUACUUGACUUUGUAGGUUCUUCAGGAAAUUUGCAAGAAUUGCAGAUAAAUCUUGCCGAUUGAUUUAACAAAUCAUACAAAAGAAUCUUCUCAGAAAGAUGCGAAGAUGAAGCAGUAUUUACAUAUAUAACUUGUCUGAGGAGGUGCAUCAGACAUUUGUACUCAUCAUGCAUUCCAUCUUGUACGCUGAACCUGGCAAAGAUGGAGAAGCCUCUGGAUUAGAUUGUGAGACGCCAGUUAAAAAGGUUUCAGUUCAGUCACAACUGCCUUCGAAAUUUUUUAAUGAGAGAGUUGCAACUCCCAGGGUUAGAUGUGCAUUUUUUGAUGAUGAAGCCAGGCCCUUGAAUUAUAGGAAGCCCUCUGUUAAGCCUUGUUCUGAUCAUCAUACCACAGAAACUGAGGUCCUGGUUUCAGCGUCUUCAUCUGGAAAUUUUCAGAAGCCAUGGCCAAGCAGAAAGGUAGCUGAAGUAGAAGAGCUGGUUAAGUACAUGUCAAGCGUUCCAUGUUAUCUCCAGAGUGUAGAGAAGGGAGAAAAUGUCCAGGGAAAGGCACUAAAUUUUGGUGUUAUUGAUUGGAGGCAACUUGAGAGAUGGACUAGCAGCAAAAAGACCGCUCAGAGAAAUGAGGCUUCUUCUGCCAUAAAUAUGGCGGAGUCUCCAUCUCUUCUCACAAAUCAAUCUUGCUCAAAUUCUGGUAGAAACAAUAGCAACUCUCCAGCUCAAGGAAAACAAGCCCCUUGUAGAAGCAGUAGCAACUCAACUGUUGAAGGGAAGCAAACUUUUUCUUUGUUUGGUCAUUGGGACCAGCCUGACGAGCAAAAAAAGCAUGAAGACAGAACUUCCAUGCAGGCUGACACAAGUAGCUCGAUAGAAGAAGAGAAGUCUAAAAGCUGUGAUCAUCAAAAUUCUAAUCGUGUUAGGGGCUACUCUGGUAGGACGUUUGAAAGGAGCCUUUCGGAGCAUGGAUGUGAUUUUGAUGAUCUUAAAGGGAGUAGAUGUGUAAAAGGUAAUACUUUGUCCUCAAUGCAUGGUGGUAAAACGGCAAUGGAAGUUAAAAAACAUCCGCAAAGAUUUUCGCACCAAAGCAGUGCAGCUCGUGACAUUCUACAGUCUGGUUUUCUCUCUGCUACGUUCCAAACUGACAAGUCUAAUAUGGGUGCUACUGCUCUUCCGCUGGAGAAUGGGGUCCCUUCCGCUAAAUAUAUGUCCGUAAAUGAGGAAUGUAACCAGAUCAGCAAAUCGUCAGGAAAUUUUCUGUUAAGCCCAGUUUAUCAAUCAUGUGAUCAGAAUGCGGAUGGAGGAAGAAGAGAGACUUUGCCAAAGAAGCAUUCCUCUGAUUCUGGUAUGAAAUGGCUGAACCGUAGCUCUAGUUUGAAAGACGUGUCAUCAAACCACCAGCAUAAAGAUAUCAAUGGUUUAAUUAUUUCUGAUGAUAAAGGAAGAAGCAACAGCAGAGGCAGACGAAGCCCACUGAGGAGAUUACUAGAUCCACUUCUCAAGUCCAAAUAUGAUGGUUAUUCUGGGCCAAUUACAAGCUCGCGAAUUCCCAUAUCCCAAGAAAAUCAUAAUAACCAAAGUGUUUCAGCUGGAAAGGAAUCUUCCUCGCUGAAAUCAAUGCAUAGAUUAUCUGAUACUUCCAAUACCAAGAUGCCUAUUACCCCCCAGAGUUUGCUUCAGGAUGAGAGGAAUGUUGUGCCAAUGAGGCAAGCUCUAGUAAAGCUGGCUUGGAAGAAUGGACAACCCCUGUUUAUGUUCUCAACCAGUGAGAACAGUGUACUUGUAGCCUCUUUGAAAAGAACAAAUAGAUUGGGCAAGGAAGAUUGUAGUGGUGUUUAUAAAAUAGUUAUGGCACAAGAAUCUAAGAAGAAAGGGGGGAUCUGGAUUGGCCAUGGCGGGAGUAGAAAACCGAGUUUGCUUUAUGAAGUUGUUGGACGUUUGGAAGUUUCAUGCUCCAAGCUGUGUAGUUUUGAUUCUAAGAGUUUUGAGGUUUCCAAACAGUUUGUUUUGGUUAAUGAGGAGCUCUUACCAAACCAAGGAUGUGUCAAUUCUACGCACACUAAUCAACUUGUUGCCAUAGUUGUUAAAGCUCCAUAUCAGAUGCUGAAUGGUUUCUUGUAUAAGCGCUCUUCUCUCCAGAUAGAUAGUUUACAGGUAGAGAAAUUUCCUGAAUAUUCAAGAGCAUGCAGUAUCUCGGCUAUUGUCCCCAGCGGGAUUCAUGGUUUCUCAGACUUAGGAACUCCAUCAGCUCUAAUUGAAAGAUGGAAAACUGGAGGCUCUUGUGAUUGUGUAGGAUGGGAUGAGGGUUGCAGGCUUACAGUUCUUGCUGACAGGCUUCAUGAGAUGAAGGUUGCAAGUUCAGUCCAAGAACGCCCAACGACUGAAUGUUUUCGUUGCAUUGAAUUGUUCAUCCAGGGAGGGAAAAAAGAAAAAAAGCAUGCUUUUAGCAUGAUAGCUUUCAAAGAGGGUCUUUACACGGUCGAGUUUGGUUCGAUGAUUACUUCAUUGCAGGCUUUUGCAAUUUGCAUUGCUACCCUGCACAGCAGAACUUCUAUUGAUGCGUUGGAUUACUCUGCCAAACGCAGAAGCCUGGAGGAUGCCAUAUAUGAGAACUAUUCCAAGAUGAGCUCUAUGCAAAACAAUGGAGGCUCAACAAGCUAUGAACCUCACCAUCCACCUUUUUCUCCUGUUGGUAGAUCUUAGCUGCCUUUGGUAAUCUGCUCUCAGUCCUUGCGAUCGAUCUUAUCUUUCUGAAUUUCUUGAUUGGUGGACAUUAAACUCUCCUUCCUGUUUGUACAAAUUUUGCAAGCAGUAGUGGAGUCUUAAUGUCUUUAGAAAUAACUAUAUAUAAACAUUUGAUGUCUAAGAGCAUGUUCAAGCAAGCUGUUUAUUACUUUCUGAAGAAUGUAUAAAAUCGGUACAUUAGUAUGUUUAGCCACUUGGUUAUUGAGGCCAUUACUGAAAUAGGAAGGUAAGAAUGUAUAAAAUUGUUACACUAGUAUGUUUAGCCAUUUGGUUAUUGAGGACAUUACUGAAAUAGGAAGGCAAAGUUGUAGCUUGUACCAAAUUAUCUUCUGCAGGAUAAUUAU
This is a messenger RNA of Phalaenopsis equestris, 3577 nucleotides long. RefSeq lists its product as uncharacterized. The coding region runs from base 660 to 3191 and encodes 843 amino acids. The transcript has 4 exons. The record is from RefSeq and is a predicted model, not a curated record. NCBI's taxonomy places the organism in Eukaryota, Viridiplantae, Streptophyta, Magnoliopsida, Asparagales, Orchidaceae.